AUGAUGGCUGUGUCCUGGUCAGACCGAAACAACGUUCUCAUCUAUAGGACUUUCGAAGAGUUUAAGAAAUUCCACAAAGUACUGAAGAGAAAAUUCCCCAUAGAAGGUGGUGUACUGAAGAAAUCUGACCGGAGCAUUCCAAAGUUUAAAGAUGCAAAACUGAUGCAGAGAAAGAGCAGGAAUUUGAGCAGGUCAAUGGAGAGAUUGAAACUGCUAGAGACUUACGCCCAGGAGCUGCUGAAAGCGGAUGCUAAAGUCUCCCAGAGCGAAGAUGUGAUCCAGUUUUUCAAAGCGCAAACCCAAGACCUAGAUCCUUCCUUUCCAGAAAACAGCAUUAUAAUUAUGCCCUCAGAAAUGAGAGAGGGAAAGAAAGACCAGGCCAAGCAGCAGAACCCCUCUGUUACUCAGCCAGUGGUCUCCCAGAACUACAGCUGCCUUGAAGCCUAUGAAACUAAAGACACAAAGAACAGGCCCUUCAAAGUUGCCAAGAAGGAAAUUGUCGAAGUGUUAAUCAAGGACAUGACCGGGUGGUGGCUGGUGGAGAACAAGGAUCAGCAAAUAGCCUGGUUCCCAGCUCCGUAUCUGGAGGAGAGAGGAACUGGGGAGGAGAAUCUGAAUGCCAGAGAACUGGAUGAGGAGGGGACUCUGUACUACGCCGUGCGGGCCUACAAGUCUCAGAAGGCCGAUGAGCUCUCUCUGAAUGUCGGGGUAGUUGUGGAGGUGCUAGAGAAAUCUGACAAUGGCUGGUGGCUGAUCUGGUACAAUGAGCGCACUGGCUACAUUCCCUCCAUGUUCCUCCAGCCGUAUAAGAACCCGCACAGCAAGUUCCAGACGAUGGUGAACGCUGGCCUCUGCAUCUCCACCCCUAACCUGUUGCAGGCCGCCAGCCCCUCCAGCUGGAGUUCCCUCCCCCAGCGCAAGACGCCGGCAGGGGACGUGCCCCCCACUCGCUCAGCGCAGGAGAGGCCCAUAAAGAGCAGGGAUCCUCUGAGCAGAACGAGAUCGAGAUCUCUGAGCGGCCCGCGGGCUGGGGCGGAGAGUGCAGCCAGCUCCAGCCUCACGUGUGAGCUAGACAGUCUGUCUGUUAGUUCAGGGAGCGGGAGCGAACACGGCUUCAGCCGGGAUCGGAAGGCAGGCUCAUCAGGGUCUUUGCCUGGAGUCAAGCAGGCCGUGGCUGGCCUCCUGCAAGCGAGCCUAGGUCAAGCCUCGUCCAGUCAAAGCAGCAAAGCUCCUCACCUCACCAGCAAGGAUAGGAAUGAUUCUGGCUUUGAGGAGGAGUCUCCAAGUGACUCAGAUUCUUUCCUUCACAGCCCAGACUCUUCCGCCAGCGUCCCCAAGCUGCCGGCGCGACCCGCGGUCCAGGAAAUCCUCCAGAAAUGCAGCACUGUGACCAAGAGAGCCGUGCAAAGGGCUGCCCCCAGGCCAAACCUGCAUUCCUCACCUCACCUCCACCCCGGAGGGGAGACGUGUGCGAAGCCGAUGGAUGCUCUAGCGCACGUGUGCCUCAGAUGAGAUUCCGUUAUCGCCCUGAGCUGCAGGGAGGAGUCUGCAGCGGCUGAA
Messenger RNA from Malaclemys terrapin pileata, 1560 nucleotides. It is a transcript of the gene NOXO1, whose product is annotated as NADPH oxidase organizer 1. Lineage: Eukaryota; Metazoa; Chordata; Testudines; Emydidae. The record is from RefSeq and is a predicted model, not a curated record. Gene Ontology annotation, biological process: superoxide anion generation. Gene Ontology annotation, molecular function: superoxide-generating NADPH oxidase activator activity; phosphatidylinositol binding; protein binding. The coding region runs from base 1 to 1512 and encodes 503 amino acids. The transcript has 7 exons.